AUGUUGGCAGGACGUGCCCUGCCCGGUGUGUUCAACUGGAAUCUAGUCGGCUGUUUUCCCUACAUCAAAUAUCACUGCACAAAGAGGCCAGUCCAAGACCUCAGCGCUGAGAACAGGCUGCGGUUUGUGAAUCUGAUGAGCAAACGAGUAGAUUCAUCUCUUUUAGGUAUUCCAUGUGUGUUGUACGGCAUCGCAGCUAUUGCACUUAUCAAACACACUGAGACCAUUGAAGACGAACAGACAAAGAAAAUUGUUCGAAUACAUUUUCUCAUCAAAGAAGAUCAUAACUGA
This is a messenger RNA of Cooperia oncophora, 291 nucleotides long. The record is from the annotation of a GenBank genome assembly. Lineage: Eukaryota; Metazoa; Nematoda; Chromadorea; Rhabditida; Trichostrongylidae.